UAGCUGUUCUACCGUGCAAUAGCGUGCGCAGGCGCACAAGUGUUCUUUCGGCUUCUCUCUCAGCCUUGGGACGCAAUGGCUGCGAACAAUUAUUUCGGCUUCACGACAGGAAAUGCACAGUAUGGUGCGGCGGGUGCCUACACGGCCAACCAGGGGACGGCCGGUGCCUACACGGGCAACCAGGGGUACGCCAUGCAGCACGCGGCGGCGGCGGCUGCGGCCCCCCAGCAGUUCGGCGCCCGGGCUGCCCAGUCGUACGGCACCUACGACACCCACGGGGCUGCGGCCGCAGCUGCCGCAGCUGCCUUCCACUAUGCCCCCAGGCAGCAGGCCACAUACGACAAGGGCGGCCAGGGGGGCUACUACGGCCAGGGCCAGGUGGGGUCCAGCUACGGGUCGGCGACCGGAGGGGCGGCCCCCGCGGCCCCGGCCGAGGGGGUGAGCUCGAGCUACGCGGCCCAGCAGCCAACGGCCAAGAGCAGCUUCGCCUCGGCCUACCGGCCGGCCCAGGCGGCGGCCAAGGUGGCCCCGUCACCUCAGCAGCAGGGGGGAGGGGCCUCGGCGGGCUCAAACCCGGCCGCGGCUGCCACCUACCUGUACUCCGGCUAUGCCACGGGGGGCACGGGCUAUGGCGGCAUGCAGAACUCGGGCGGAGGCUACCACGGCCAAAACAGCGGCGGCGGCGGCCAGCACCAGACGGGGGCCAAGCUCCCCUGGGGCGCCGGGGGCGGGGGUGCCCCGUUCAAGCGGGCGGGCCCCUUCGUGCCCAAGAUGGGCAAGCCCAAACCUCCCCCGAAGGCCCCGCAGCUGCACUACUGCGAGGUAUGCAAGAUCUCGUGUGCGGGGCCCCAGACCUACAAAGAGCACCUGGAGGGCCAGAAGCACAAGAAAAAGGAGGCUGCCCUGAAGAGCAACGGGGCCGCGGGGGCCCCUCCGCUGCCGCGGGGAGGCACUGCCCUGCGCUGCGAGCUCUGCGACGUCACCUGCACAGGCUCGGACGCCUACGCCGCCCACAUCCGGGGAGCCAAGCACCAGAAGGUGGUGAAGCUGCACACAAAGCUGGGCAAGCCGAUCCCGUCGACAGAGCCGGUCGUGAUCGCUCCCCCCAGUGGCACCACCACGGCCAAGGCGGGGGCCACGGCAGCCACCACGACCACCACGGCUGCGGCCGCAGCCGGCGUGGCAGCCGGGGGCGGCGGCGACGCCAAGGUGGCGGACGGGGAGGCCGGGUCCCAGGGCUCGGAGGAGGGGGCCGGGGACUCCCUGGACAAGGGGGUGGAGGUGCAGCCCGUGGGCCAGGACUACAUCGAGGAGAUGCGCAACGACGAGGGCAAGGUGAUCAGCUUCCAGUGCAAGCUGUGCGAGUGCCGCUUCAACGACCCCAACGCCAAGGAGAUGCACAUGAAGGGACGCCGCCACCGGCUCCAGUACAAGAAAAAGGUAAACCCGGACCUGGUGGUGGACAUCAAGCCGAGCCUGCGCCAGCGCAAGCUGCAGGAGGAGCGCCUGCGGCGCCAGCUGCGGGACGACUUCUGGAAGCGCCGGGAGGAAGACAGAUGGAGGGACGAGAUGAGUCUGGGUCCCCCCAGGAUGAUGGAGGAGGAGGAGCGUAUGUACUGGGAGGAGCGCCGGCGCUUCGAGGAGGAGAUGGAGUGGUGCCGCUGGUACGGCCGGGGCGGCAUGCCCAUGCCCCCGUGGCCCCCGAUGCCCGGACCCCCCAUGGGCAUGCCCAUGCCCCGCCGGCCGGACUCUGUGGACGACCGCCAUGUGAUGGCCAAGCACUCCCAGAUCUACCCCAAAGAAGAGGACCUGGGUCUGGUGCAACGCAUGGUCACCAACACGGAGAAGGCCCUCAAGAUGGUGUCGGAUGCCCUGGCAGACGGUCUGGAGCCCAAGGCUGAGGCGACUCCAGCCGCCCCUGCGGCAGCAGCCCCGGCAGCACCAGCAGAGGAUGGCAAGAAGGUGGAGGCCAAGAAGGAGGAAGCCCCGCAGCAGCAGCGCCUGCUGAAGGGGGUGAUGCGUGUUGGUGUGCUGGCCAAGGGCCUGCUGCUGGCCGGAGACCUCACCGUGGGCCUGGUGGUGAUGUGCUCGGAGAAGCCCGGGCGCACCCUGCUCGCCCGUGUCGCUGCCCUGCUGCCCAAGCACCUGGCGGCGGUGGCCCCUGACGACAAGUACGAGGUGCGUGCCAGCCCCCAGGAUGCGGCGGUGCUGCUCACCUCGACCGGGGAGCCCAAGGUGACGGUCUGGGUGACCCUCACCUCUCCCGUCAUGAGGGACACAGCCCCGACCGACGCCAGUAACGCCAGUGCAAAAGACCCGCCGGAUGUUCUGGGCAGGCAGAAAUGCCUGGACGCUCUAGCCGCCUUGCGCCAUGCCAAGUGGUUCCAGGCUAGGGCCAGCAGCCUGCAAUCGUGCGUCAUGGUGAUCCGCAUCCUGCGAGACUUGUGUCAGCGCGUGCCCACCUGGAGCACCCUCAACGCCUGGGCCCUGGAGCUGCUGGUGGAGAAGGUGCUGAGCAGUGCAGGGCAGCCCAUGCCCCCUGGAGACGCCCUGCGGCGCGUGCUGGAAGCCGUGGCCGGAGGCAUUCUGCUGCCAGGUAGUCCGGGCCUGGUGGACCCCUGCGAGAGGGAGCCUGUGGAUGCGCUGGCCGGCCUGACAGACCAGGCACGCGAGGACAUCACGGCCAGCGCUCAGCACGCCCUGCGCCUGGUGGCCUUCCGCCAGAUCCACAAGGUGCUGGGCAUGGACCCGCUGCCCCCUCCCAAGUUUGCCCGCAACCUGAUGAACCGCAAGCGCAGGCGCGACGGGGAGGCCAACGAGGCCGAGGGGGCCGACGGGAAGAAGGACAAGAAGGAGGAGCAGGCCAAAGUGGCGGAGCCGGCGGCCAAGGCCUGAGUGACGUCAAGGGGGCGGGGUCGCCUUCGCACUGGCUGGCCCAGAGUCGUGUCUGCACUCGCACUAGCUGCACCCUAGCGGCCGCUAGCUUCUCGUACCCCGGGCUAGAGCCCCCCAUUUCCAGCUUUCCCCCCCUCGUGUACGCACGCUUGUCGCCCAGUGUCCCAAUCAUCCCCUUUUCACGAGGUGCUCUCAAGUACCUUUUUCGUUCCCCUGACAAAAAGCGGACGUUUUCUCUCUUUGUGUGUCCAACGCAAUGUGCAAGCGUGUGUGUGUGUUUGCAAACCCCUGGGAUUGGUGGCCCGGCGACGGUGUGUAUUGGGAGUCUGGCCCGCUUGGGAGUGGAGGGGGAGGCAGGGUCCCGUUUGCACCUAAGGAUUCUGGAGAACGUUGUGAAGCUCAUCAAAUAAAGAUUGCCAUUGUGGACCUUGA
Molecule: messenger RNA, 3327 nt
Organism: Ixodes scapularis (black-legged tick)
Lineage: Eukaryota; Metazoa; Arthropoda; Arachnida; Ixodida; Ixodidae
Gene: Zn72D
Product: zinc finger RNA-binding protein
Exons: 17
Coding region: 76-2895 (939 amino acids)
Cellular component (GO): precatalytic spliceosome
Molecular function (GO): zinc ion binding; single-stranded RNA binding; double-stranded RNA binding
Source: RefSeq, a predicted model, not a curated record